This is a messenger RNA of Staurois parvus, 495 nucleotides long. The record is from the annotation of a GenBank genome assembly. Lineage: Eukaryota; Metazoa; Chordata; Amphibia; Anura; Ranidae.
CACCUAGGCAUGCAGACUGCUUCUACAAAUAUUUGUGAAAGAAUGGGUCGCUCUCAGGAGCUCAGUGAAUUCAAGCGUGGUGCCGUGAUAGGUUGCCACCUGUGCAAUAAGUCCAUCCGUGAAAUUUCCUUGCUACUAAAUAUUCCACGGUCAACUGUUAGUGGUAUUAUAACACAGUGGAAGCAACUGGGAAUAACAGCAAUUCAGCCACCAAGUGGUAGACCACGUAAAAUGACAGAGCGAGGUCAACGCAUAGUGCGCAGAAGUCGCCAACUGUCUGCAGAGUUUAAAGAUCUCCAAACUUCGUGUGACCUUCAGAUUAGCACAACAGUGCGUAGAGAGCUUCAUGGAAUGGGUUCCCAUGGCCAUGCAGCUGCAUCCAAGCCUUACAUCACCAAGUGCAAUGAAAAGCAUCAGAUGCAGUGGUGUAAAGCACUCUGCCACUGGACUCUAGAGCAGUACUUUCCUGACUGCAUUGUGCCAAGUAUAAAAUUU